UCCGGGUUCCCGCAUUCUGGUCCAAAUCCACAUCUCUGCGUCAGUUCAACACACACACAUUGUACACACACUGGAGCUAGCAGCUAGCAGCAUCGAUCGUGGCUCCUUUAAGACAAACUCAGCCACAAAUAACACCCCACCUCCUCUUGAUUACAUUUAGAGUCUAUUGCAUAGAAAAAUCUGCUCAAGAUCCGAGGCUGAUGAAAGGAAAAUUGAAAGCUAGAUUUUUUCUUUGUGCAUUUUGACUAUUAACAGUUUAAGGUAUCCAGACCUGUGGAAACAUUCGGUGGAUCAUCAUUCAUUCACUACCUUGACAAGCUCGCCUUUGAUUGACAGCUGGAGUGGCAAAAAGCCAUGAGACUUGCUAGUUUUGUUUGAGGGGCACUUUUACUGAUUUGGGGAAGAAGAUUUGUUCUUUCCCUAUUGCUGUUCUGGGAAAAGGAGAAGACGGAGCAAUUUAAUAAUUUGUAUGAGUUUUUACCUUAACCUGAAUCUGACUUAAAAAUCUGGACCGGUCGUCCGAUUAAAAGGGAUCGUACAGGAUUAAAAAUAGUAUUUGGAGUUUGCGAGUUUAUUUCUCUUCACGCUGGCCUCCUAGGAGAUACAUUAGAAGUUGUAGGAAGAAGAAGGAGUGAGGCAGGCCGAUGGCGCAAAGGUACGACGAUUUAGCCCAUUAUGGUGGGAUGGACGGAGUAGGAAUCCCGACCACCAUGUAUGGGGACCCCCAUGCCAGGACUAUGCAGCCUGUCCACCACCUGAAUCACGCUCCUCAGCUGCAUGCUCACCAGUACCCGCACACAGCCCACACCAACGCUAUGCCUCCCAGUAUGGGAUCCUCUGUCAACGACGCUUUAAAAAGAGAUAAAGAUGCCAUUUACGGGCAUCCAUUAUUUCCCCUUUUAGCACUGAUUUUUGAGAAAUGUGAAUUAGCGACUUGCACUCCCAGGGAACCCGGGGUAGCAGGCGGUGAUGUCUGCUCCUCAGAGUCAUUCAAUGAAGACAUAGCCGUAUUCGCAAAACAGAUCCGGGCAGAAAAACCUUUGUUUUCUUCAAACCCGGAGCUGGAUAACUUGAUGAUCCAGGCGAUUCAAGUAUUAAGAUUUCAUCUUCUGGAGCUAGAAAAGGUACAUGAACUGUGUGACAAUUUCUGCCAUCGAUAUAUUAGCUGUUUAAAAGGAAAAAUGCCAAUUGAUUUGGUAAUAGAUGACAGAGAAGGUGGAUCGAAAUCAGAUACGGAAGAGAUCACAAGAUCUUCAGGAAAUCUUGAUCAGACUUCAUGGAACAGAGAUCAUGAUGACACAGCAUCAACACAUUCAGGUGGGACGCCAGGACCCUCCAGUGGGGGACAUACAUCACACAGUGGGGACAACAGUAGUGAUCAAGGUGAUGUUUUAGACAACAGUGUGGCUUCACCCAGCACAGGAGAUGAUGAUGACCCUGACAAGGAAAAGAAACACAAUAAAAAACGAGGAAUAUUUCCCAAAGUAGCCACAAAUAUUAUGAGGGCCUGGCUAUUCCAACACCUCACACAUCCAUACCCUUCAGAAGAACAAAAAAAGCAAUUGGCACAAGAUACGGGUCUCACCAUACUACAAGUGAAUAAUUGGUUCAUUAAUGCCAGAAGGAGAAUAGUUCAGCCAAUGAUAGACCAGUCAAAUCGAGCAGUAAGUCAAGGAACACCUUACAAUCCAGAUGGUCAGCCAAUGGGAGGGUUUGUUAUGGAUGGACAGCAGCAUAUGGGAAUUAGACCUCCGGGACCUAUGACUGGAAUGGGCAUGAAUAUGGGCAUGGAGGGGCAAUGGCACUACAUGUAAUCAUCACCUUGUUAACCAUUCACAAAGAAAGGGGAAGUCUGCAGAGAAUGGCAAGUGACUAUGUGUGUCAUGGUAGUCCGAUAGGUGUGAGUAUUGGACUACCAAAUUACCAUCCAUCUCAGAUGCCUCCUCAUUCCAUUCUGUUGC
Polypterus senegalus (gray bichir) is the source of this 1961-nucleotide messenger RNA. RefSeq names its product Meis homeobox 1 b (gene meis1b). Lineage: Eukaryota; Metazoa; Chordata; Cladistia; Polypteriformes; Polypteridae. The record is from RefSeq and is a predicted model, not a curated record. Gene Ontology annotation, molecular function: DNA-binding transcription activator activity, RNA polymerase II-specific; RNA polymerase II cis-regulatory region sequence-specific DNA binding. Gene Ontology annotation, biological process: hemopoiesis; positive regulation of cell population proliferation; animal organ morphogenesis. The transcript is spliced from 13 exons. The coding region runs from base 645 to 1814 and encodes 389 amino acids.